Molecule: messenger RNA, 2686 nt
Organism: Centropristis striata (black sea bass)
Lineage: Eukaryota; Metazoa; Chordata; Actinopteri; Perciformes; Serranidae
Product: myosin-10-like
Exons: 19
Coding region: 63-2459 (798 amino acids)
Biological process (GO): spermatogenesis
Source: RefSeq, a predicted model, not a curated record
UGGAUGAGAAAGAGGCGAAGGUUAACCAACUGACUGAAGAGCUGAAAAGAGUGAGACAAAAGAUGAAAGAGAGAGAGGACCAUGUGAGGCACCUGGAUCAGGAUGUGGUUGGUUUGCGAGCCACACAGGACUCUCUGAAGGGAACCUUGGCUAUGAAGGAGAAACUUACACAACAGCUGGUCCAAGACAACGCACAGCUCAAAGAAAGCCAGGCAUCACUGCAGAGCAAAUUACAAACAAAUGAACUCAUGCUGUGUGACAUCAGUGAAACCCUGGAUAAGACCAAAACCAGCCUGGACACGGAAAGACAUCAGAGGCAGCAGAUCCAGGACCAGUUGCGCCAUGCCAAUAAAGAGAUGGAGCAUCUGCAGCAGGAGCUAGCACAUGUGCGUCACACCACUGAAAAGAAGAUUCAGAAGAGGGAGAUUAAGAUGUGCGUGCUGGUAAAAGAGCUCACAGAGAGUAAGAAGCAGCACUCUGAAUGCCAGAAAGAGUUGCUCGAAAGAGAGAAGGCUUUGGAGCAACUGAGCGAGAAAAGGGAUGAGCUGAGAGCCAAGAUGGAAGACCGGAGCAGAGAGUCUGUUCACCUCAACCAGACCAAAGAGAGACUGGAGGCUGACUUGGCUCUGAGCCAUGAGAAACUCCACACCUCGCACCUGGAGAUUCGAAGCAGAGAUGAGUUGAUUCUGCAGUUAAGAGCUGAAAUGAAGACAGCUGAACAAAAGCACCAAAGGAAACGGGAACAGGUGGCAGCACUGGAGGGUGAGGUUAGACACUUAAAACACAAGGUCAGAGGACACCAGGAAGAGACGUGUCAGUUAACUGAAAAGGUCAGAGAUAUCGAGCGCCUCAUAGAGCAGAGAGAGAAAGAACAGCAGCAGCAACAUGAUCAGCUUUGUAUCGGUCAGCAACAGGUCGAGACAUAUGAAGGAAAGGUAAAGAAGCAGGAGGUUGAGAUGGAACUUCUUCAUCAACAGCUGAAAAGAGCCAAGGAGGAGCUGAAAGAUGCCAGUUUAAAAGCCCAGGAGCAGAAAGAAACACUAGCCAUUUUUAGACAAAAGUACACUGCAGCAAUAGAGAAGGUGCAUAAAGUGCAAGGGCAGGUGGAGCUUUUGGAAGAGGAACUACAGUAUUCACAGCAACAGCUCGGAGAGUCCAAACUGGCCACUCAUUCGGUGAAGGAAGAGCUAGCAGAGAUGGAGCGGCGGUACCAGGAAAAGGCUGGUCAGUGGGAGAACUCACAGGAGGCUCUUGACCAGUUGACAGAUGAGCUCCAGGCCAAUCAGAAUUUACUGAGAGAGAGUAAACAAAAAGUGGACCACCUGAAAAGCCUGAUAGGAUGCCUGCAGGAGCAGGCAGACACACUCCAACAGCAGAAACUGACAUUGGAGUGUGACCUACAGCUUUAUCAACAGAGUCAUUCUCAUUCUGAUGAGGACUACCUCAGCCUACUAAGACACAGACAGCAGCUACAGAAGCGCUGCACUGAGCAGGUUGAGCGCCUUGCGGAGUGUGAAAAGGCUAUUCUUCAGAUGAAGUCAGAGCUGGAGAGACAGGCCAAGGAAAAAGCAGGUCUGAAGCAAAGUCUUGUUGCGUCCCACCAUACACACAUUAGCAAUCGCAGCCAGCUGGAACAGGAAGUGAUGUGUCUGAAAAAGGAAGUAACACGCUUAGAGCUCGAGCUGGCUGACACCCAAAAGGUACAUGUGGCACUUCUCAGACAGUCAGAGGAGGAGCUGAAGGAGGCCCGACGAGAGGCAGCGAGAAGGUGCGGUGAGGCGGAUGCACAGAGAGGAGAGGUGCACAGACUUCAGGAAGAGUUACUAAAGGAGGAUGAGAUGAAGAGGAGUGCCAUCAGAGAGAAACAGAGUCUGAGCAGUCACGUCAGGCAGCUGAGCCAAGAGCUGGAGGAGCAACGCUGCAAGCUGCAAGUGACAGUGGAGGAGUUGGCAGCCCGUGCAGAGGAGGCGAGGCGGAUGGAGGGGUGCCUGAAUGAGGGAAAGCUAGCAGAGGGGAAAAUAAGGUCAAUGGCUAUGAAGCUGGAGACGGAGGUGGCAGAGCUCAGGAGGAAUCUUCAGCAGGCUGUCGAUCACAAACUCAAGGCAGAGCGAGAGACGCAGGAUGCCCAGGACCAGGUGGAUACGCUCCGGUCAGAGCUAGAGGGGAUGCGGUCUGACAAUGCAAACCUUCGCCAUGAGAGCCAGCUGGUCAUGACUAAUGUGAACCGUUGGAUUAUCGAACAAAAGACUUCUAACGAGAGUCUCACAGCCCAGAUGAAGGCCCAAAACAAGGUGCUGCUCAUCGUCACUGAAGAAAAAGAACAUCUUCAGGACACUAAUGACACAUUGAAGGCGGAGGUAAAGAGACUGAAAGAAGUGGCGGAUGAGAAGGAGAGAGACAUGGAGCACUUUAAGGCCCGGAUCCGAGACCAGGGCAUCCGGCAAGAUGAGAGAACGUGAGUCCUCUAUGUGUGUGCGUGAGCGUAUAUAUAAGUGCAUACAUUUGUGUGCAUCCACUAGCUGAUCAGAGUUUAGCAUUUACAUCCAACAAAAGCGUUGCCCACCAUGUUUCGCUCUUUCACACUCAAUCGAGCCCGAACAAAGCUGAUGAUGAUAAUAACAGCAGGAGUGCCAAGUUGUGAAUGAAACACCCUGUGGGCCUAGCCACCUGUGUUUCCUCAUGUGUG